AUGGUUGUUGCUGAAAUCAUUCUCUCCUCAUUCAUCACUGUGCUCUUUGAAAAGCUGGUUUCUGCUGACCUGCUCAAACUAGCUCGAUCUGCACGGAUCAUUUCUCAGCUCGACAACUGGAAGAUCACCUUGUCCCAGAUUCAAGCUGUGCUUGUUGAUGCUGAUGAAGUUAGUGACCUUUAUAAUCUACAGAGAUUGUUGGUUCGUGGUUGCCAUAGGUUAUCUAGCUUGCCAUACAGUUUUGCGAAGUUGAUAAACAUGCGACAUCUUGAUAUUACUGAUACUCCACAGUUGAACAAGAUACCCUUGUGGGGAUCAGAAUCGAAGGCGUGCAAGUUCCUUGUGAGUUUAAAGAAGUUGGAAGUAGAUAGAUGUGAAAUGUUGGUAUCAUUGGGAGAGAAAGAGGGUCAUUUAGGGAUUAGCUUGGCUUCUCUUAAAGAAGUGGAACUUUAUGGUUGCAAGAAACUUGAGCAUUACAAGUGUUCGAAUAGCAUCGAGAGGCUGGUGAUAUGGAAUUGUGGUUCAAUGACAUCCUUGACCUUCCCAACAAUGCUGGACCUCUCAUCCAAUAUAAAGAUUAUUCACAUCGACGGUUGUGAAAACCUGGAGAAAAGUUGGCUUCUCAACAAAUUCUUGUCGUCACUUGAAUCUCUUGUCGUUUGGCGUUGUGACGAUAUGAUGUCGUUUCCUGAAGGAUGCUUUGUUUAUCUCACCAGAUUGGAAAUAUGGAAUUGUGAUAACAUAGAAUCCAUUCCAGAUAAAGGUUUUGGCUUUCUUCCCCUGUUUUGCCUAAAGACUCUUUGGAUCCGUCGUUGUAAGAAUCUGAAGUCAUUUCCUCACGAGCAUUUGCCAAGUCUCACAUCUUUGGAAGAGCUGAAGAUUAACAACUGUCCAAGUCUGGACUAUUCCUUUCCUUGUGGGUUAUGGCCUCCUAAUCUAAGAAACCUAAGAAUAGGAUGUUUAAAUAAGCCCAUGUCCGAGUGGGGGGUGCAAAAUUUUCCAAGUUCACUUGUUGAACUGCGUUUAUACGGGCAGAAUUCAGGAGUGGUUUCAUUUGAAGAUGUAAGGAAUACGACUCCAUCAUCUUUUCUUGUGCCACCAUCUCUAACUUCUUUACAUAUCGAUUGUUUUGAGGACUUGGAAUCAGUUUCAACGGGCUUACAACACCUCACUUGCCUUGAAAAACUUGCAACUUGGUCAUGCCCGAAACUUAGAGAUCUACCAGAGAAACUACUUCCUUCACUUUCGUUUUUGAGGGUGAGAAAUUGCCGGAAAUUGGAGAAAAGGUGUCGCGGUGGAACAGGCAAGUACUGGCCCAUCAUCUCCCAAAUCCCUCACCUUGAUGUAUGA
Molecule: messenger RNA, 1350 nt
Organism: Cynara cardunculus var. scolymus (artichoke)
Lineage: Eukaryota; Viridiplantae; Streptophyta; Magnoliopsida; Asterales; Asteraceae
Product: putative disease resistance protein RGA3
Exons: 2
Coding region: 1-1350 (449 amino acids)
Source: RefSeq, a predicted model, not a curated record